AUGGGGCUUGUGGGUGAGUUUGAAGAGGCAUGUAAAUUAAAUUCCCCUGUUGUUCCGAGCCAGAAUUUAGGUUCGGUGUGGAAGGCACCUGAUGCAGGAGCAUACAAGCUAAACACUGAUGCAAAUUUCAGUGUGCAGCAGCUGCUUGGUGUGGGAGGCGUGCUUAGAGAUGCUGAUGGGUCAGUGCUGAUGGCCUACUGCUCGACUCUUAGGGGCAGUUAUGGAGUGGAUUUGGGUGAAGCGAUUGCAAUGCGGCAAAGCCUUGGGAUUGCCCUUGAAGUCGGCUUCAGAAAUUUUAUGCUUGAAACCGAUAACAUCAAACUGUUCCAUCACAUGAAGAAGGGUAUCAUCAUUCCGAACGAUUUUGGUAAUGUGAUUAGGGAUAUUCUUAGGCUUGUUUCUCAAUGUUUUUCUUGCUCUUUCUCCUUUGUGAAGAGAUUCGGUAAUGGUGUUGCCCAUGGCUUAGCUAAUUUAAGUAGUAAUUUUAGUGAAUAUCGAGCUUGGUUAGAGGAGUAUCCCUCGGAAAUUCACGGGGAAGUUUGUAAUGAUCUUGAUCUUUUGAUGAAUGAAUAA
Chenopodium quinoa (quinoa) is the source of this 573-nucleotide messenger RNA. RefSeq lists its product as uncharacterized. Gene Ontology annotation, molecular function: RNA-DNA hybrid ribonuclease activity; nucleic acid binding. Lineage: Eukaryota; Viridiplantae; Streptophyta; Magnoliopsida; Caryophyllales; Amaranthaceae. The record is from RefSeq and is a predicted model, not a curated record. The coding region runs from base 1 to 573 and encodes 190 amino acids. The transcript has a single exon.